GUGGCGCAACAUUGGAGCAGCCAAUCUGCCUUCAUGUGUCAUGCAAACUUUGAACCUCAAAUUUACAAGCCCCUGAGAAGAUUCAGAGGCAUUUAGGCGUGCUGAUUAACGAUGGUCCGAACCUCAACGAGAAAUCAUGGAACAGGUUACAACGCUACUUUGUAAUGAGUGCGCAAGAAUGCUUUUCGGACUUUGUGAUCUCAACAAAUUCCGUUUAUGAAAAAAAAAACAUGCCUGCGACCGGGAAAUCACGAAUAACAAGAAGAGGCACUUAUUCAACUAAACCGUAAUUCUCGCGGAGAACAGAGACGCAAUGUUUCUUAAUUUGGCUGCAAACGGGAAACUUGCACAUCAGCCAUAAAAACGACGAGGGCAGGUUGAACUCCCGGGUUGGUAAAGGCAUAUCUUUUUCGGUCACCAGCGAACAUUAUCAGUUGUCCGACCCGCUGAGCAGCAUUAGCGUUUGUCUCGUCAACCUCAGCCAAGGUCACCUCCCAGCCUCCCCUGCCUCCUCGUCACUCUGAAGGGCUGUCCCUGUCCACCACCCGGGCCCCCCCUGCCACCUCUCCGACUCCCCAGGCAUGGAGAGCCUCAGUGAGCUGCAGAAUCCCCUGCUGGAUAAGAACACCAAGCACGUGGUCAAGGCCGACUACGGCUACAGAGGCGACUUCUCCAGCAACCAGUACCAGGAAAACAUUAUCAACUAUUUUGUGACAGGUGGAGGAGGAGGAGGAGGAGGUGGAGGUAGCGGCGGAGGAGGUGAAGGCGGUGGGGGCAGUGGGGGUGGGGGCGGCAACGGAAAGGCCAAACCCCACCAGCUGCUGGAUGCCACAUCCCUCCACCUGGCCGUGGAGGCCUUCUACCGGCCCAACUUCAUCCUCUACAAGGACGACGCUGUGACUGUGAAGGCCAAGGAUUAUAAGAGCGAGUGCUGCGAGACCACCUUCACCGAGAAGAAGGACAAGGAGGCGGCGGCGGUCACCAGCCCGGCAUCGGCCGAGACCCCCGGCAGCACUGAAGACGCCCAGGUCAAGCUUCUGCACGACGACAGCGAUAUCAAGAUCCAGACGGUCUCCUACGAGGUGGAGGAGGAGGAGUAUGUGGAGUAUGAGACGGACUGCUCCAGCGAGAGCGAGAGCGAGGACAACUUCAUGGUGACUCCACCACGCGAUCACCUGGGCCUGGCCAUCUUCUCCAUGCUCUGCUGCUUCUGGCCCCUGGGCAUCGCCGCCUUCUACUUCUCCCAGGGGACCAGCAAAGCUGUCACCAAGGGAGACUUCUCGCUGGCCAGCAUCGCCUCCAGACGGGCUCUAUUCCUGGCCGCUCUGUCCAUCACCAUCGGCACAGGUGUGUAUGUCGGCGUGGUGGUGGCCCUCAUCGCCUACCUGUCCAAGCCGGGACACAUAUAGCACCUCCUGGGGCCCCACCAGAUCCCCUCAGAGAGCCCACAGGACUACAUUUCCCACAAUUCCUCUUUCCUUUGAACUUGUCAGAACAUCUCCAGUACAUUCUUCCCCCCUCAAGACAACCCUUACUAACGAUUGAGCGACUGGUGAAACUCUAGUAAGACGAUGGAAGAGUGAAGAGAGG
Molecule: messenger RNA, 1590 nt
Organism: Alosa sapidissima (American shad)
Lineage: Eukaryota; Metazoa; Chordata; Actinopteri; Clupeiformes; Clupeidae
Product: synapse differentiation-inducing gene protein 1-like
Exons: 4
Coding region: 582-1409 (275 amino acids)
Cellular component (GO): intracellular membrane-bounded organelle; membrane
Source: RefSeq, a predicted model, not a curated record